Erpetoichthys calabaricus (reedfish) is the source of this 1037-nucleotide messenger RNA. Its product is annotated as vesicle-trafficking protein SEC22b. Gene Ontology annotation, cellular component: SNARE complex; Golgi membrane; ER to Golgi transport vesicle membrane. The transcript is spliced from 5 exons. Gene Ontology annotation, molecular function: SNAP receptor activity. Gene Ontology annotation, biological process: vesicle fusion with Golgi apparatus; endoplasmic reticulum to Golgi vesicle-mediated transport; retrograde vesicle-mediated transport, Golgi to endoplasmic reticulum. Lineage: Eukaryota; Metazoa; Chordata; Cladistia; Polypteriformes; Polypteridae. The coding region runs from base 93 to 740 and encodes 215 amino acids. The record is from RefSeq and is a predicted model, not a curated record.
CAUCUUGGACUUCCGGCCGCCAUAGACGACCCGCAGGCUUUCCGUUACUCGGCUGCUCUCCGGUACGCUGUGUGUCACUGUGCUCCAUCACUAUGGUUCUGCUGACAAUGAUCGCUAGGAUUGCGGACGGACUGCCGCUCGCCGCGUCCAUGCAGGAGGACGAACAGUCCGGCCGCGACCUCCAGCAGUACCAAAACCAGGCCAAGCAGCUCUUCCGUAAGCUCAACGAGCACUCGCCCACCCGGUGCACGCUGGAAGCCGGGCCCGUCACCUUCCACUACGCCAUCGAGAAAGGGGUCUGCUACCUGGUGCUCUGCGAGGCGAGCUUCGCCAAGAAACUGGCAUUCGCCUAUCUCGAGGACCUGCAGGCCGAGUUCGACGAGCAGCACGGGAAGAAGGUGUCCACGGUGUCCCGGCCGUACUCCUUCAUCGAGUUCGACACGUACAUUCAGAAGACCAAGAAGUCGUACAUUGACAGCCGUGCCCGACGCAACCUGGGGAGCAUCAACAGCGAUCUGCAGGACGUGCAGAGGAUUAUGGUGGCCAACAUCGAGGAGGUCCUGCAGCGAGGAGAGGCGCUCUCAGCUUUGGAUUCGAAGGCCAGCAACUUGUCCAGUCUAUCCAAGAAGUACCGGACCGAUGCCAAGUACCUGAAUACACGCUCUACGUACGCCAAGCUUGCAGCGGUAGCCGUCUUCUUCGUGAUGCUCAUCGUCUACGUGCGCUUCUGGUGGCUAUGAACACCCAUGGGUUUGUGCGGCGUUGCUUUUGGCUUUGUUGUCAGGCCCCCUCUACCAGAGACAAUGUGCCCCUGUGGGUGCCAUAUCGCUGAAGACUGACUUGCUCGAUACUGUGGGCACACAGGUGUGCCAGAGGUUACAACCUCAGUGUGAGGGACAUAGAAGGCAAGGGUGGGGUGGGGUAUCAACCACACCAAGGAGUAGGUCAGCCAUCUUUAGUUCUGUUUCCUUCUGUUAAAUUAAAAACUUGUGUGUCUGCCACCCCAGACAGGUUGAGGUCUCUGCACUUAACGGCUU